UCAUUAUCUUUGGCAGACAUGAGCUAAAGACUAAUCUGUUUUUACAGACUGGCAUCCUUUGGGUCUGCCUCUUGCAGAAAUUAAAAUACUUCCCAGCCAUUUCUACAAUUGAAUCUUCACAAUAAGAAACGAACGGAAGCAGGCCAUGCCUGAACCCGUUACUUUGUGCAGUAUUAAGAAAAUCGGAGAAGACAACCAUGCCUUCGAGUCAGAAGAAUCCUGUAAUGGCAUCAGCAAACCAGAGUAUUUCUAUACGACGAAAGGUAUUGCUUCAAAGGACAAUGCAAAGGAGAAGAAGAUAUCAGACAAGAAAAAGAGUGAAAUUCGAGUUGGCUUCUUCCAGCUGUUUAGAUUUGCUUCUUUAUAUGAGAAACUGCUGAUGGUUUUGGGUGGCAUCUGUGCCGUUCUUCAUGGAAUAGCCCAGCCAGCAAUGCUGUUUGUCUUCGGGAUAAUGGCAGACACAUUCAUUCAAUAUGAUAUCGAAAAGCAAGAGCUCAGCGACCCAAACAAAGCAUGUGUAAAUAACACUAUAGUGUGGAUCAACAGUUCCCAUCACCACAAUGACAGUAAUACAUCAAUAAGUUGUGGGUUGCUGGACAUUGAACAGGCAAUGACCUAUUUUGCAAGCUACUAUGCAGGAAUUGGCUGUUCUGUCUUUUUACUUGGAUAUAUGCAUAUUUGCUUAUGGGUAAUAGCAGCUGCUCGUCAGACACAGCGAAUCAGGAAAACCUAUUUCAGGAAAAUAAUGAGGAUGGAAAUUGGCUGGUUUGACUGCACCUCAGUGGGGGAGCUCAAUACACGCAUUUCUGAUGACAUUAAUAAAAUAAAUGAUGCUAUUGCUGAUCAAGCAUCAAUCUUUAUCCAGCGCUUCACCACCUUUGUUUGUGGAUUCCUGUUAGGAUUUGUCAGAGGCUGGAAACUGAGCUUGGUUAUUAUUGCCGUCAGUCCACUAAUUGGGAUUGGAGCUGCCAUAAUGGGCCUGGCUGUGGCAAAGAUGACAGGUCUAGAAUUAAAGGCUUACGCAAAAGCUGGAGCCGUGGCUGAUGAAGUACUCUCAUCCAUCAGAACAGUGGCUGCUUUUGGAGGAGAAAGAAAAGAGGUUGAAAGAUAUGACAAAAAUCUAGUGUAUGCCCAAGCCCAGGGAAUUAGAAAAGGAAUGAUAAUGGGAUUUUUCACUGGCUUUAUCUGGCUCACCAUUUUCCUGUGCUAUGCGCUAGCCUUCUGGUAUGGCUCAAAACUUGUCCUUGAGGAGGAGGAGUAUUCUCCUGGUACGCUUCUACAGGUUUUCUUCGGCGUUCUAGUAGGUGCCUUAAAUCUUGGCCAAGCUUCCCCUUGUUUGGAAGCAUUUGCAACAGGCCGAGGGGCUGCAACAAAUAUUUUUGAAACUAUAGAUAAAAAACCUACCAUUGAUUGCAUGUCAGAGGAUGGCUACAAACUGGAUAAAGUCCGGGGUGAAAUUGAAUUCCAUAAUGUAACAUUCUACUACCCAUCCAGACCUGACGUCAAGACUUUAGACAAACUCAACAUGAUUAUCAAGUCAGGAGAAACGACGGCUCUCGUAGGCCCUAGUGGAGCUGGGAAGAGUACUACAGUGCAGCUUAUUCAGCGAUUCUAUGACCCUAAGGAAGGCAUGAUUACUUUAGAUGGACACGACAUCCGCUCACUUAAUAUCCAGUGGCUGCGAUCUUUGAUUGGCAUCGUUGAACAGGAGCCAGUUCUGUUUGCUACCACCAUUACAGAGAACAUCCGCUAUGGUCGGGAAGAUGCAACCUUGGAAGACAUCAUUAAGGCAGCCAAAGAUGCCAACGCCUACAACUUUAUCAUGGAUCUGCCUCUGCAAUUUGACACCCUUGUUGGAGAAGGUGGUGGCCAACUGAGUGGAGGCCAGAAACAACGAAUCGCUAUUGCCCGAGCCUUAGUUCGAAACCCCAAAAUCCUGCUACUGGACAUGGCUACAUCAGCACUGGACAAUGAAAGUGAAGCUGUAGUGCAAGAGGCACUUCACAAGGCUCGCCUUGGAUGUACAGUAAUCUCCAUAGCUCAUCGCUUGUCUACAGUCAGAACUGCUGAUGUCAUCAUUGGUUUUGAGCAUGGCAGAGCGGUAGAAAGAGGGAAACAUGAGGAGCUGAUGGAACGAAAAGGGGUUUACUUCACACUGGUGACUUUGCAAAGCCAGGGAGACAAGGAGCACGCUGAAACAGCAGUACAGGUGUUGGAACCAGAACUGGAGGCAGUGCCAUCUUUCAGCAGGGGAAGCUAUCAGAACAGCUUGAGAGCUUCCCUCCGACAGCGUUCCAGAUCUCAGAUGUCCAGUGCACUACCUGAGCAUCCAGGGUCACUUGUAGGAGCUAAUUCACAGCAUAUCUAUAGCACAAAUCAGUAUGAAAAAGAUGGCACACCCAUUGAAAAGGAGCUGAUUCCGGAAGAUGAGGAAGAAGUAAAACCCACGAAUGUGUUGAGGAUCCUGAAAUACAACGCUUCUGAGUGGCCCUAUAUGGUGCUGGGAUCCUUUGGAGCUGCUGCCAACGGGGCCGUCAACCCACUGUAUGCCAUCCUGUUCAGUCAGAUUCUUGGUACCUUUUCUAUGCCCGACGAGGAAGAGCAAAGAUCACAGAUCAACGGCAUCUGCCUGCUCUUUGUAUUUGUUGGAUUGGUGUCAUUUUGCACGCAGUUCUUGCAGGGAUACACAUUUGCAAAGUCUGGUGAGCUGCUGACAAGACGGCUCAGAAAAAUUGGUUUCCAGGCUAUGCUAGGCCAAGAAAUUGGCUGGUUUGAUGAUCACAGGAACAGCCCGGGUGCCUUGACUACAAGACUAGCCACUGAUGCAUCUCAGGUUCAGGGGGCAGCCGGAACCCAGAUAGGAAUGAUUGUGAACUCCCUGGCCAAUAUCGGAGUGGCCGUCAUCAUUGCUUUCUACUUCAGCUGGAAGCUCAGCUUAGUCAUCACCUGCUUCUUGCCUUUCUUGGCUUUAUCCGGCAUGGUGCAGGCUCAGAUGCUGACAGGGUUUGCCUCUCAGGACAAGCAAGCCAUGGAAGCCACUGGGAGGAUUUCAAAUGAAGCCCUUACAAAUAUCAGGACUGUAGCUGGAAUUGGGAAGGAGAAGAAGUUCAUAGAAGCAUACGAGAAACAGCUGGAGAUGCCAUACAAAGCAUCAAUCAAAAAGGCAAACGUUUAUGGAGCCUGCUUUGGGUUUGCACAGUGCGUUGUGUUUAUAGCCAAUUCUGCCUCUUAUCGGUAUGGAGGAUUUUUAGUUGAAAAUGAAGGUCUUCACUACAGCUAUGUAUUCAGAGUGAUCUCCUCCAUUGUGACAAGUGGAACUGCUUUAGGAAGAGCAUCCUCUUACACACCUAAUUAUGCCAAAGCCAAAAUAGCUGGAGCACGCUUUUUCCAGCUAGUGGACCGGAUUCCCCAAAUCAGUGUAUACAGUGACAUCGGAGAAAAAUGGGAUAUUUUCAGCGGAAGCAUUGAAUUUCUGAAUUGUAAGUUCACAUAUCCGACUCGCCCUAACAUCAAAGUGUUAAAUGGCCUCUCAGUGUCCGUGAAGCCUGGCCAGACCCUUGCCUUUGUGGGCAGCAGCGGAUGUGGAAAAAGCACCAGUGUCCAGCUUCUGGAGCGAUUUUAUGACCCUGAGGAAGGAACAGUGUUGAUCGAUGGACACGACACCAAGAAAGUCAACGUGCAGUUCCUCAGAUCUAAAAUUGGAAUUGUGUCUCAGGAGCCUGUGCUCUUUGACUGUAGUAUUGCUGACAAUAUUAAAUACGGCGAUAACACCAGAGAAAUUUCUAUGGAAAGCGUGAUAGCGGCAGCCAUGAAGGCUCAGCUGCAUGACUUCGUCAUGUCCCUUCCCGAUAAAUAUGAAACUAAUGUUGGGGCCCAAGGAUCGCUACUCUCUCGUGGACAAAAGCAGCGCAUUGCUAUAGCCCGGGCCAUUGUCCGAGAUCCCAAGAUCUUACUAUUAGAUGAAGCGACAUCUGCAUUGGAUACCGAAAGUGAACAGACCGUACAAGCUGCGCUAGAUAAAGCCAGAGAAGGCCGGACCUGCAUCAUCAUAGCCCACCGCUUGUCCACCAUCCAGAAUUCUGACACCAUCGCGGUCAUGUCACAAGGAAGAAUCAUUGAAAAGGGCACGCAUGAGGAACUGAUGGUGCAGGAAGGGGCAUACUACAAGCUGGUCACCACGGGGGCUCCCAUUAGUUGAGCUGCAAGUUUGCUCUGAGAUGCAAUUUCUGUCAUAUUUGAGGACUGGUAUGACUGCUAUGAAUAUAUCAUGUUUAUGUUGCACAGAGGACAAUGUGCCUUUGCGGGCAAGUAUUGUACAGUGAACGCAAACUCCUAUUAGCCAGCUUAUGACUAAUUUCUUUGGUCCCACCACUGCAUUUUUUUUCUCUUUUGGAAGAAAGGCAACCGGCUCACAACCUUGGGUUCAAAGUGAAGCUUCCACUUGAUGUUGUGGGGAAAUGUGGCAUCCCGCCUCAGUGCUAGUUGUGACAGUGGAAAGACCCAGUCCCAAGCAUGAGGGAAGCUUUGGAAGCAGGCUGGGCACAUUGAGAGAGAAGACUAUUUUGCACCUGACUAUUCCAUAUAUAGCAUCUUCAAAGGCAGUUUUGUGGGGAGCAAGUUCUGAAACUGUGACUCUAUUCCCCACCCACUGGGCAAGGGGCACAUUGUGUGCAGCCAACAUGGGAAACGUGGAUUUGCAGGCGCCUCCUACUGAAGCCCAGCUUAUUGCACUGGCUAGAUCUGUCUUGAUGUAGAGAUACACAGAGCACAGCACCACCAAAGGCCAUGAACGGGGCUACAGCUCGAUCAGAACUACUGUACUGAAUGAAGCAACGUCCAAGUCUUUGAUGUGCGAGCAUGAAAGGAAUUGCACAAUGGUUUACACAGCUGUCCUGCAACUGCCAGAGAACCUGCUGAGGACAAAAAAAAGAGGUCCCUCUUGUUUAUUGUCUCAUCAUGAGAGAGACCAGCAAGUAAUUUUAUGAAAAAAGACUUUUUUGCAGGUGUACACUAGCAAUAGAGUGAGCCCAGCUCCAGUCAAGACCAGCUGCCACAGCUUUCUGCAGUGAUUAGAUGUAGAAAAGCAUCAUAGCAGGAAACAUUCUCAUACUUUUGUCCAGGGUUAUCUUGACCUACUCUUCUGGUGUCAAAACAACCGGUUCUAGGCAUAUCUUUUACAUAUUCUGCGUUCUUGGCAGAGGUUUAUUUUAUGUUUUCUCUUAUGUCUCUCUGAUAGAACCCUAAGUAACUGUCCCUAGUUGUGUUUGGUCAUCAGGAGAAUUUUAUUUUCUUCAAACCACAGGAAACACUCUUACUAGCAGAAGCUCAUCAGGAUUAACUAACGGAGUAAUCCAGCCAGAGUUCAUGUGUUCUCUAAGGUCAUUCUGCAGCUGUUCUGGAUACUUGGUUUUAAAUAAACAGACUCUGGGCAUCACAACUUUAUCUGGCCAGCAGCAUCUGCUCUAUUGGAGGCCAUCCCCAGUCCUGCUACCUGAUUUAAUAGGAGAUUUCCAGGAAUUGAACUUGGAACUGUAUCUACUGAAAGCACAUGUGCCACAACCAGCCUAUGGCUCCUCUUGCAAAAGCGUUAAGACUGCACCCCUUCAUUAUGUGGGUUCGUCAGACAAUCUCUGCUAGCUGCCACCAACCAGAAUGCACCUCUUGGCAUAUCCUCUUCCACCCCCUGCUUGAACUGCUGCCGAGCCAAAUUGCCAGGGUCUCCUCCCUUCAGCCCAGGCCUCACGGGGAAAAGGUGUUUUGGGUUUUCCUUCCUAACCUUUCCAAAAUUCUACAUCUCUGAAAACAGAAAAUGGAGCUUUACAACUAUGCAGUAUUUCAUAUAGUGGGGAGUUUAAUGAGAAAAUCCUUUUAAGAAAUAGCACUGGGAACUAUCCAAACACAAGCUGGAGUUUAUUUCGGAAAAAGGAGAAACACAGGAGUGAAACAUGAAUAGCCUCAACCACACAUAGAAAUAAAAUCAAAAGAUCAGUCUAGUGAUAUUAACGCAUAGAGCAUAUGCUGAGAUUGUUGCUAAAAGGAUUGGGUGGUGGGGGACACACACCAAGCUUCCAGUAGGAAAAUGCCAGAAGGAAUUUUUUGAGAAUAAAUUUUUAUGAGAAUCUCUUUUCAGUAAAACAAGAUCCAUUCCAGAGACUGAUGGCUGGUCUCUCCACUGUUGCAAUAGCCUCCAUUUAUGAGGUCAAUGUGUGGUGAAGCCCACCAUCUUAACAACUUACUUUGUAUAUCCACAAGCCGAUGGUGGUGGGAACCAGUUGGUUUAUUCAAGGAGAGAGAGUCAAGAUUUGUUGCUUUUUUGAGAGAGCUAAGCCUAGAUCAAAUAAUGGAGGAUGCCUGGCAGAGUGCCAGUUAACCAGAUGCGCUGGGGGUGGGGGAAUCACUCGGGACCUAGAUCAGAGGUAGGUGUUUGCUACCCACACAUAGCUUUACUGAUUUCCCUGCAUACUCACAUGAUGUAGCAGCUCCAGUGCUUCUCUAAAUUCUCUAAAUAAAAAGAACACCAGAAACUUGGAUGGGGAAGAAAGGUAAACCAGAGAAGCUCAGGGGUGUAAUUGUAUCAGGGGUGUUCACAUUGGUGCCACAGAAGUUAAGAAAUCAAAAG
This is a messenger RNA of Varanus komodoensis (Komodo dragon), 6619 nucleotides long. RefSeq names its product ATP binding cassette subfamily B member 11 (gene ABCB11). NCBI's taxonomy places the organism in Eukaryota, Metazoa, Chordata, Lepidosauria, Squamata, Varanidae. The transcript has 29 exons. Gene Ontology annotation, cellular component: membrane. Bases 146 to 4198 code for a protein of 1350 amino acids. The record is from RefSeq and is a predicted model, not a curated record. Gene Ontology annotation, biological process: transmembrane transport. Gene Ontology annotation, molecular function: ATP binding; ATP hydrolysis activity; ABC-type transporter activity.